Molecule: messenger RNA, 1886 nt
Organism: Capsicum annuum
Lineage: Eukaryota; Viridiplantae; Streptophyta; Magnoliopsida; Solanales; Solanaceae
Product: probable membrane-associated kinase regulator 2
Exons: 2
Coding region: 209-1543 (444 amino acids)
Cellular component (GO): plasma membrane
Source: RefSeq, a predicted model, not a curated record
AACUUUACCUACUCAAGCUCUGUUACUGUACUCUUCCUCUGCCACCUUUCUGCAGUAUUAUCUAAGCUUCUCCAUUAUCAAUCUUCUUCCCUCCACUUUUCUCCAUCACUCUCCACUUUAUUAUUUUUACUUCCUUUUCCCAUUUUCAAAUACUAUUUUAACAUAUUAUUAAUAAUUGUUUAUUACUACUAUACUGGCUCUACCAACUAUGGAAGCUUUCAGUUUACUCAAAUACUGGCGUGGUGGUGGUGGUAGUGGUGCCGCCACCGCUGCCGCCGUUGUUACUCAUCCUUCCGCCGCCGUACUCACUGCCGGUAGCUCUCACUCGUCGGAAUCUGACUCCGACGUUGACGGUGACGGAGACGGAGAUGACGGACCGUUUUUUGACUUGGAGUUUACUGCAGUUCCUGAGGUGCUUGACGAAGUUGUAGGAAACGAAAGGCGUAAAAUUAGUUCAGCGAAGGAUGAGGAGGAAGCGGAGGAGGAGGAGGAGGAGGAGGAAGGAGAGCUGAAGUUUACGCUUUCUCCGUUUAGUUCGAGUGUUGAAGGUGUGGAUCCGAAUGUAUCACUUUCGCCGUCAGAUGAACUUUUUUUCAAAGGUAGCUUGGUACCAAUUGAGCCUUCAUCGUUGUUGUUAACAGCUUCGGAAGCAAAUUCUAAAUUUUCUUCGUCAUUGUUGAAGUCUGCAACUAAGUUUAGAGUGUUAAUGCUGAAACUGAAGAAGCCGAAAGCAAAUGCAGCAACAAAAACCGGAAAAUCUGAAGGUGAUGACGAUGAAAAUGCCUCUGUUUCAGCUACUCCCAAGCAGAAGAAAGUAUCGGAGAAUGUGAAAGAGGAGACUCUAAAUCGUGUACAGAGUAAAUUUUUGACGGUGAAGUUUAAGGUUGAAGAAGUUGCUAUUAAGUCAUUGUUUACUAGAGAUAACAGUAGCUCUAAAAACAGCAAAACACAGAAACUUCUUCCGGAAGAAGCACGUUUAGCAAGUUCAACAAACACAAAUGCUGCAGCAAAUUCAACUUUGGAAGAAGCACGUUCAACAAAUACAAAUAAUGCAGCAAAUUCAUCUUCCGAUGAGAAGAAAUUCUCUAAGGACGUGAUGCAAAAAUACUUGAAAAAAGUGAAACCUCUGUACAUUCGCGUGUCCAAACGUUACAGCGAGAAGCUCAGGUUCACUGGAGAGUUAAGUUCCGGUCCUUCCCCGCCGUCGUCCGCUGCUGAUAAGGCGGAAGCGGCGUCGGAUACUCCAACUACGGCGGAGAAGAACCAAAAGCAAGGGAAUAUUCCGACGGGGCUACGAAUAGUUCGUAAACAUUUGGGGAAAAGUAAAUCAGCUUCGUCGGCGGUUGUUGCGGCGGCGCCGGUAGUAUCUAACCGGCGAGACGACUCGUUAUUGCAGCAACAAGAUGCUAUACAAGGCGCCAUUUUACACUGCAAGAGGUCUUUCAAUUCAUCUAGAGAUUCAGAAUCAUCCAUUUUGUCGCGUUCAGCAAGUGAUGCAUCACAUGAAAAAUCAACAAGCUUGAUGACGGAUUCAUCUACUUGAGAAAUUAGGACUUAAUUAAAACCAAGAUAUUCUGAUAAAGAUGGUUAAUUAUUAUUAGUAGUAGUAAGUUUUGGUUUUAGUUAGACUAUGGCCUUUUAUCCCUAGUGUUUCUCCUCGAUUAUCGAGAUUUCAAUGGUCAUGGCAAAGUAAAUGUCUGAGAAAUGAAUAGUUACUUAUCUGUUUUCUCUCGUUCUUUGCCUAUUGUAAAUUAUUAAUUAGAACUUUAAUAGUAUUAUAGUAUUAUACUACUGUACGUGUUGUUGUAAAGCCUUAUCGCAAUCUCCUUUUUUAUUAACUAGCUCGUCUCUCUUCUGCUUUGUUACUUAGGUAAUUGUUUACCUUA